CGUCCGAAGAUCAAAGUUAAGCGAUUAAUUUGAUUGCUUUUCGUGACCAAACUACUUUGAUGCUAUAUUCAUAAUGCUUUGUCAUGCAAUCGAUAAACAUACACAAAAGCUUUCGCUGUAAAGCAUAAUUUCCAAAUCUGUGACGACAGCUGGAUUAAAAGGCUGAGCUGCUUUCAUUAAUAUUUUGUAGUAAUAUUAUUUGACUGUGGCACUAUGCUGAUGACAAUUAUCAGAUUAGUGAAGUGAAAGUUGACAUAUAUAGAAAUAGUAAAGUAAAGAUACCCCAAAUUAAGUAGUACUAAUUUUUUUACAUAAGUUAUUUUCACAGUUCACAGUUAUUUUCACCACUGUCUAAUGGCCGACAUCGGGAUCUCUCAUUGGGUUAAUGAGGCAACUAGUCACACCUGUGACAGGUCCUUUAAAAGGAGAGGUGGAAGAGGUAGACCAUAACUUACAGACAACAGAGAGAGAGACACCCAGUGAGUCCCUUGGAAGAGUGCAGAAGACCAUCAUGGCGCUAUUGACUGUCAUUCUGCUUGUCAGCACAGCUUUUUCUCUGGGAGAUGCUACGAAAGGACCCAAGACCCCCCGUGAACCUCCUAUAAAUACUGUGAAAAAUGGCCCGCCUGGAGACUACGGCUCCACGUGCGACUGCCAGGGAGAAUACACUCCUGAGCACCACUGGGGCUCUACAGGUUCCUCUUCGUGUCUUACCAGAACUGGAUGGACUAUCCCGGAAACUCAUCCUGGCACUGCACCAAUCAAAUGUGCAUGCAGUGGUGCUUGCAGAUGAAAGGUGUUGGAAGAGAAGAUUGUGAAAUACUUUGAUGGGUCGUCUUUACUGUACUAUGGGAGCUGAUUCACAUUCCAUAUACAUGAAGAGAUCCAGAGAUACGAAUGUAGGAUAAAUUGUGCUGUUAUAAUGAACCGUAUGACCACCACACCUGUCAUAAAGGCAGUCAAAUUCCAUGGGACCACUUCGUCAUGGUAACUGGGCUUUAACAAGCUAUUGUGCUGCUGAUGGUCAUGCGUAGUCUACUAUACUUCCUGGUACUCAGCACUUUAUUGCCCUCUAAUCACUAUCAAUGUAAUUGCAAAUCAACUAUUGAUCGUGUACAUGUGAUUAGCAGAUCUUUUUUAUUGUGGGUGUAGUGAAAUGCUUGUGCAUCUAGCUCUGACAGCCCAGUAGUAUCUAACAAAGUACGGUAUACACACCGGUAGGAAUGACUUAAGACUAUAGUUCAGUAAUUUUGUAAUCAAUGUUCAUAAAUUCCAAUUAUCUGUGAUACCCAGAGGUUGUAAAGUUCCGUUCUUAAAUAAAAACUGAAUUCCCAGC
This is a messenger RNA of Oncorhynchus keta (chum salmon), 1336 nucleotides long. RefSeq lists its product as uncharacterized. The record is from RefSeq and is a predicted model, not a curated record. The coding region runs from base 386 to 793 and encodes 135 amino acids. NCBI's taxonomy places the organism in Eukaryota, Metazoa, Chordata, Actinopteri, Salmoniformes, Salmonidae. The transcript has 5 exons.